Messenger RNA from Trypanosoma cruzi, 654 nucleotides. RefSeq names its product GTP-binding nuclear protein rtb2, putative. The transcript has a single exon. Gene Ontology annotation, cellular component: nucleus; cytoplasm. Lineage: Eukaryota; Euglenozoa; Kinetoplastea; Trypanosomatida; Trypanosomatidae. The coding region runs from base 1 to 654 and encodes 217 amino acids. Gene Ontology annotation, biological process: ribosomal subunit export from nucleus; protein import into nucleus. The record is from RefSeq and is a predicted model, not a curated record. Gene Ontology annotation, molecular function: GTPase activity; GTP binding.
AUGCAGGUUCCAUCGACAUCGGAUUGUGUGGCUACUUUUAAGCUUAUCCUUGUUGGUGACGGUGGGACAGGCAAAACAACAUUUGUAAAACGUCAUUUAACGGGGGAAUUUGAAAAGCGAUAUGUGGCGACAGUGGGUGUGGAUGUACAUCCGUUGACAUUUCAUACAAACCGUGGUAAAAUUUGCUUUAAUUGCUGGGAUACAGCAGGACAAGAGAAAUUUGGUGGUUUACGUGAUGGGUAUUACAUUGAAGGUCAAUGUGCUAUUAUCAUGUUUGAUGUAACCAGUCGAAAUACUUAUAAGAAUGUUCCAAACUGGCAUCGAGAUAUUACACGUGUAUGUGAUAAUAUCCCUAUCGUAUUGGUAGGUAACAAAGUAGAUUGUGCAGACCGUCAAGUAAAGGCAAAAAUGAUAACUUUCCACCGAAAGAAAGGUUUACAGUAUUAUGAUAUCUCUGCCAAAUCUAACUAUAACUUUGAGAAACCAUUUUUAUGGUUGGCAAAGAAAUUGGCGAAUGAUCCAAAUCUUACACUUGUGGAAGCACCUUUGCUUGACCCUAACGUACAACCACUUUCGGCGGAACAACUUCAAGCCUUACAAGAGGAGGCACGCGCUGUUGAAAAUGCGCCUUUGCCUAUGGGUGACGACGAAUAA